Messenger RNA from Arabidopsis thaliana (thale cress), 1012 nucleotides. RefSeq names its product DNA-binding storekeeper protein-related transcriptional regulator. The transcript has a single exon. Gene Ontology annotation, biological process: regulation of DNA-templated transcription; regulation of gene expression. The record is from RefSeq and is marked reviewed. NCBI's taxonomy places the organism in Eukaryota, Viridiplantae, Streptophyta, Magnoliopsida, Brassicales, Brassicaceae. Bases 94 to 852 code for a protein of 252 amino acids.
GUCAAACACUUAACCCUAAUGCUAAGCGGCUAUAUAAAUAGAAGAUCUUUAUUCUGAUAUUAUCUCUACAACUUUUUUAUCUUGAAAAAAAAAAUGAAAGGAAUAACAAAAAAACUUUUGGUCUCCCGCUCUCUCAAACGUCUGACGGCCAAGAAAAACCGGAGGAAGAUUCAUCGAGAGACGAACAAGCGUCUCAAACCGGAGGAAGAUCCAUCGAUGGUGAAGAGGCGUCAAGACUCUGAUUCAGAUUCGCUGGAGAAGGAGGUUUCAGUUGUUGUAACCAAGACGAGUGAUGAUGAGAUGGUGUCAACAGAUACCAAAAAGAAUUAUUUUCAAAGAAUAUGGAGUGAUGAUGAUGAGAUUGUUUUGCUGCAAGGCAUGGUUGAUUUUGAGAAUGAUAAAGGGAAGAGUCCUUAUGAUGAUAUGACUGGUUUUAUUGAUACGGUGAAGAACUUCAUUAGCUUUCAAGCGAAUCAACAUCAAUUCACAACCAAAAUCCGUCGCUUGAAGGACAAGUUCCUCAAGAAAUGGAACAAUGGUGUAGAUGAGAACUCUCUUGUAAAUGCUCACGACCGGAAAUGUUUUCAACUUUCCAAAGUAAUUUGGGAACCUACAACUAAGGUGGAGGAGGUAGGAGAUUGGUUUGUAAAUUCUUAUCUUGUAGGAUCAAUUGCGAGGUUAGGGGUGAGUGAAGACGUAAUGAAACAGAGUUGGAGCAUGGUUCCGAUAGAGACGAAGAAGGAGGUCGAAGAGAAGUUCAAGCUGUUGAAAGAUGAAGAAUCUGAAAACCUACGGCUAAAGACAAGUUUUUUGCAAAAGGUCAACUCUAUGAUCAUUGAAGCAACAAAUUAGACAAGUAUCGAAUUAGAGGUUUAAUGCAUCUUUUUCAUUUCCAUCCCAUAUGAGUCUGUUUUUUCUAUUUGGUUUGUUAUUGGUUUUUGAUACUUGGAUUGUGUUGUUAAAAACACUAUGGAAGAACGGCAGAUUAAAUUUUAAUGCAUCCAAUUGUGGU